Molecule: messenger RNA, 874 nt
Organism: Toxotes jaculatrix (banded archerfish)
Lineage: Eukaryota; Metazoa; Chordata; Actinopteri; Toxotidae
Gene: faim2b
Product: Fas apoptotic inhibitory molecule 2b
Exons: 12
Coding region: 1-768 (255 amino acids)
Biological process (GO): negative regulation of apoptotic signaling pathway
Cellular component (GO): Golgi apparatus; membrane; endoplasmic reticulum
Source: RefSeq, a predicted model, not a curated record
AUGAAAAAGGGAAAGCAGGUGAGUGAUGACAAUGAGCCCCCCAGCUACCAGGAGGCAACAGCAGGCUAUGAGGACAUGCAGGCCCAGUUCGCCUGGGAUGACAAGACCAUCAGACGGACCUUCAUCAGGAAGGUCUAUGCCAUUCUCAUGGUUCAGCUCUUUGUGACCGUGGCAAUCGUUGGUCUCUUCACAUUUUGUGCACCAGUGAGGUUUUUUAUUCAGACUCAUCCCAGCAUCUACAUGGCAUCUUAUCUCAUGUUCUUCUCCACCUACAUUGCACUGUCCUGCUGUGGAGAGCUGAGGAGGCAGUUUCCCUGGAACGUCAUUCUGUUAGUUCUAUUUACUUUGAGCAUGGCCUUCAUGAUGGGAUUUGUGUCGAGCUUUUACAACACCAAAUCAGUGGUGCUGUGUCUGGGAAUCACAGCUCUGGUGUGUCUUUCGGUCACCAUCUUCAGCUUCCAGAGCAAGAUUGAUGUCACAUCCUGUCAGGGCGUCCUGUUUUCGUUGUGUAUAGUCAUGCUUCUCUGUGCCAUCACCAUCUCUAUUGUCGUCCCCUUCGGAUAUGUUCCCUGGUUACAUGCUAUUUAUGCUGUGACAGGAGCUAUCCUCUUUACUCUGUUCCUGGCAUUUGACACUCAGAUGCUGUUAGGAAACAAGCGCUACACCAUAAGCCCAGAGGAAUAUAUUUUUGCCACCCUCAGCAUCUACCUGGACAUUAUCUACCUGUUUAGCUUCCUGCUACAGAUCAUGGGAGGAGGCCGCGAGUGAAGAAUCUAAUCGACUUUUCUGCCAUAUUGAUCUACAUGUCAGAGGCUCCAUUUUAACUCUCAAACAAACUUUGAUUUGUCACUCUCCUUCUCUAGAUAUCAAGGCU